CUAGCAAGUUAGUGAGUACUAGAGGGUGAUUCCAGUUGACGUGUUGGUUUAAAGUAGGCAGAAACACAUUUAACGCAAAAUCGCUGCUCUCUGGUGGGCUUGCAGAACAACGUUGCUGAAAAAUCAUGGGUAAAAAUUAUUAUAACAUUCUUGGCAUCAACUCUGAAGCCAGCGACGAUGAAAUUAAAAAAGCUUAUAGGAAAAUGGCCUUGAAGUUUCACCCGGAUAAAAACAAGGAGCCUAAUGCUGAGGAGAAAUUCAAAGAGAUAGCCGAGGCUUACGAAGUGCUGAGCGACCCCAAGAAGAGAUCCAUUUAUGAUCAAUAUGGGGAAGAAGGCCUGAAGGCUGGAGGAGCCUCCACUGGUGGCCCUGGUAACACGUUCCAUUACACUUUCCAUGGCGAUCCACAUGCUACCUUUGCUUCCUUCUUUGGUGGGUCAAGUCCUUUCGAUAUUUUCUUUGGUACUCAAGGACGUACCAGUAGAAUGGCUAAUGGCUUUGGACAUGAAGACAUGGACAUUGAUGACGAUGAUGAUGAUCAUGAUCCCUUCAAUGAAUUUAACCAUUUUGGAUUUAAUGGAAUGAAUGGAUUUAAUCGACGGCAUCCAGACUCUCUCCAUACUCGAAGGAAGGUACAGGAUCCUCCAGUAAUUCAUGAACUUAGAGUAUCUCUUGAAGAAAUUUAUCAUGGUUGUACCAAAAGAAUGAAGAUCACACGUAGACGAUUGAACCCAGAUGGUCGAACCACAAGGAUGGAGGACAAGAUUCUGAAUGUUGUUAUUAAAAGAGGUUGGAAAGAGGGCACAAAGAUCACAUUUCCAAGGGAGGGUGAUGAAACAGCAACCAACAUCCCAGCUGAUAUAGUCUUUAUUCUGAAAGAUAAACCUCAUCUUCAUUUCAAGAGGGAUGGAUCCAAUGUAGUUUAUGUAGCCAAGAUCACUCUUAGAGAGGCCUUGUGUGGUUGUACAGUUAAUAUCCCUACAAUUGAUGGCAGAGUGAUUCCCCUACCUUGCAAUGAUGUUAUCAAGCCCGGGACUGUGAAGAGGCUGAGAGGAGAGGGUUUACCAUUUCCUAAGACUCCAAAUCAACGUGGUGACUAUAUAGUAGAGUUUCAUAUAAAAUUUCCUGACAAAAUGCCUCCAACAACAAAAGAAAUCCUGAAGCAACAUCUUCCUAUCUCUUAGAACUCAAAUCAGAGCAAUAUUUGAUAUUGUGCCAGAAGUUUGAAGAAACGAACAAGGAUCAUACAUUUUCUAAUAUAAUGCAAUAUCUUUUAAGAAAAUUAUAAAUUAUAAAAAAAGCUUUCAGUUCUUUAAUAUGCUAAGCCUCGUAAGCAUAACAAUGGUAAGUGCAAAAGAACUGUUGAAUCUGUUGUAGUUUUUAAAAAAACUUAACGCAUACUGAAAUCAGUUUUCAUCAGUAUUUUGAGGGUGUGGAGCAAAACCUAUGUAUGUAUUGAAAAGUUGUGGUGUGGAGCUACAUCUCCAAAGCUGGGUUUGACCAAUGCAGAGCAAUUAUUGUAGCAGUUAAAAGAUCUGCAUGGUAAACCAGAAAUGUAAUUUGACAGAUGAAUUUGAUGUGUAUUAUCCUUCAAAAAAAAUGCUAAAUAAUUGUAAAUUAAAAUAGUAGUAGUAUUAAUGCACAGGUCAACACAGUGCCAUUGGAUGGUGGGAUUUUGUUUGAACCAUGGAAUAACUUGUGCAAGUUUACAAAAAAAUUCACUACCAAGAAAGUUUCAAGUUUUUUAAAGCUAUAUAAAAAUGUAGCAAUAUUGGUUGUAGUUUUUUUUUACAGAAUGUUGUAUAAUUUGAGGGGAUAAAUUAUGAAUCACAUUUGCAUUUGGUCCAAUUUUCUGAAAGCAAUGGAAGCAAUCUGCAUUUAAUAGCUCUCAUGUCAAGCAAGUUGGAAUUUGAGAAGCCAUAUGUACCUCAAAUACUGUUAAUAAUAGAAAGAUCAAAAACGUUUUAAAAUCUAGUUACUAUUGACAACUAUGUGCAAACCGAAUGCAAAAUUUCAGAUUUUAUAUAUUAAAAGCCAAGCACUAUCUUGCAAAGUUGUUUCUGAGCAACAGAGCAAGAAGCUUUGGAAGCUGAAAUACUCUAACUUUUAAAAUUGAAGCUGGAACUUACUCAUUUGGGAAAUUUUAUUAAAACUUUUGAAAUAUUUUUCUUCAGUGUUUAUCACUUGUCAAAUGUCUGACUUUGUAUUUUCCUCAGUUUUGUGUGAAUUCAUAAAUAUGCUGUUAUGUUUUUUCAGCUUUCUGUUAAUAGUCACUGCAGUUCCCUUAUCUGAGGUCUUUUAACAUGACUUGUUUGGUUUAUCUUGUUUUGUGUAAUAUUAAUGCUUGUGUUACUUUUUAUUCAUCCAGCUUUCCCUUCAUUACCCUACAGAUUCUGAAAUUGGGUUUUAUAUUUGCUUUUUCAGUUAGACAGUAAUCAUCAUUUGAGAAGCUUGUUUGCAAUAGUCACACUAUUAUUCUCCUUCAGCUUAAACAAACCACUGGCUCCUGUCCUGUACUCUUCAUUUUGCUUAGAGAUUUAGUUAUGAGUUUCAGUCAUUUAUACUAGUGCCAUUGCUUAAGUUGGUACACUUGAGACCUGGUCAGCAGUUUCUAAGCCUUGCAGAGCAGGGAGAGGAUGUAAGCAAGGGACAAAUUUAUUCUGGGGGAUUUAUUUUUUUGAAUACCAACAGUUAGAAUAGGAAAAAAGAAGAUUUUCUACUUUGCUUUGUAACUUGAAAUUCUGCUUAGUCCUAGCAUCUAUGAGGCUUUCUGUUCAUGAAUACAAUAAUUUUAUAAUCUGGUAAACUCUCUUUGGGGGAUGCCCUUACUAUUUCAUUGUUUUAUCAAAGCAAAAUUACUUAGCAAUGCUUUUGUUUAUAGAUUUCUUUAACCCACUCCCACAAUCAGAUUAAAUUGCCAAUUAGAGAAGGAAAAGUGCAAUCUUUGUACUGACUAAAGUCUUGAAAAUGUUUCUUUGUGUGCAUAGACUGCCUAACUAUGGCCUCUGAAUCAUUGUUCAUAACUGUGAAAAUCUCUUGAAUUUGUGAAUUUUAAAUAAUAGUUCAUGGUUCUUCAGUACCAAUAAAAGAUACCAUGCAGCUACCACCACUCGAUAAUUUUUAAACCUGCCUUUUGCAAAUCUAGUAAAAUUUGACAAGAAGCAGUGCCCUUUACACUGGCAUUUUGUAACAACAUUUUGUAUUGCUCUGAUAGGAAGGGAAUGAAAGUAGAACAGUUGCUGCUUGAGAAAAAAUGUUGAACCUUACUCCUGAAUAUUUUUUUAUUGAUUUUAAAUAGACUUUCAAAAGAGGAGCAAUCCACAUUGGUCUUGUUUUUUCAAACCUUAUAAAUUCACUGUUUUAAUACUUCCAUAUGUACUUGAAUUCUUAAAAAUAAACUGCAUUUUGACUG
Molecule: messenger RNA, 3412 nt
Organism: Pristis pectinata (smalltooth sawfish)
Lineage: Eukaryota; Metazoa; Chordata; Chondrichthyes; Rhinopristiformes; Pristidae
Gene: dnajb5
Product: DnaJ heat shock protein family (Hsp40) member B5
Exons: 4
Coding region: 126-1184 (352 amino acids)
Biological process (GO): negative regulation of transcription by RNA polymerase II
Cellular component (GO): cytosol
Molecular function (GO): protein-folding chaperone binding
Source: RefSeq, a predicted model, not a curated record